UCUCGGCCUCUCGGGUUCGAGCUCUCGGUAUGGAAAAAUCCCUUAAUAGAGAGCGCUAUCCUCGAAUGGACCCUACUCGACGCGAAUCCAGAUUAGUCGAGCUAGCUCCAAUGCAGAUAUCGAACAUCGAAUGAAAAACAAAACACCUCACCCCCACCCUCCCACCCUCCAACCAACCCCCAUAAAAAGACCAAAUACACUCUUCCCAAAACCCCAAUAUAAAACAACAUUCUUCAACUCCACCUUUAUUCCAAAUACCUCUCAUCACUUCCUAGUGAUCCCCAAAAAACACACACACACACAAAAAAAAUAAAAAUCAAACUCCAUGGAAAGGAUUGAAAGAGAAUCUCUUCAUUUCAAGAAUGUGGAUACCUUCUCUCAACUUCCUAUAACCCGACCCGUUAAAGAAAAGCCCAUUAGGCUUUUCGGUAAAGACUUUGUUGUUGGUGGUGACAGUACGAACACUGUGACCACCACCAACAUGUCUGAAACCAUCGAUAGUAACCCUAUUUUUCACAAUGGGCUUGAAACAAAUACGAUUAGUCGUAUGGACAAGAAUAUUGAAGUGAACAGAAAAUAUGAAUGUCAUUACUGUUAUAGGUGCUUCCCAACUUCUCAAGCUUUAGGAGGUCAUCAAAAUGCACACAAGAAAGAACGUCAAAAUGACAAAUUAGCUCAUGUUCAGUCUUCAAUAGUGCAUGAGAAGAACGUUUACGAGAUAACGAACCGCCAUCGCCUUGGUGAAGCAGCUCCAAGAAUUCAUCAUCAACAUUCAACAUGGGCAAACAAUAUUAGUACUACUCCUCCUAGGUUUUAUGGAAAUGUUCAUGAUCAUGUUAAUGUGAUUAAUCCAAUUAAUGGAAGUGAUCAAUUGAGAUUUUGGAAGAUUACUCCAACAGUUCAUCACAAUAAUUCUUCAACUUCUUGUUCUAAUUUAGGUUUUUCUAAUGAUGAUUUGAUUAGGACUUCUCCAAUGGUUAAAAUUAGCACUAAUUGUGAGGACAAUUUU
Molecule: messenger RNA, 1009 nt
Organism: Capsicum annuum
Lineage: Eukaryota; Viridiplantae; Streptophyta; Magnoliopsida; Solanales; Solanaceae
Product: zinc finger protein GIS
Biological process (GO): trichome differentiation; trichome morphogenesis; response to gibberellin
Molecular function (GO): DNA-binding transcription factor activity
Source: RefSeq, a predicted model, not a curated record